AUGCCUACCGAUGUGCCUUCAGCAUCUAAUUUUAUUAAAAAUGAUUUACCGCCUGGACCUCUAACCUGUUAUAGAAAGCAAUCAACUUUCUGUUGGAGAAAAAUGCAGGUGUUUUUAGAAUCUGAAGAUAUUAUUAAUUAUAAGUAUAAAAUUUGGAAAACAUUAGAAGGAGACCCUUUAUUUCAACAAAGUCCUAUUUCUUUACCUCAUGAAGAAUUCAGAAAAUUAACUACAUUAAGAGCCAAUAGAAUUAGGGAUUAUGAUUUUUUAAACAGAGAUGUGAUUAUGGAAAAUCCAAUUAGGUUUAUGAUCUCCAUUGGAGCUUUGACAAUGUAUGAUGCUAGUGCCUUAAUAAAAUAUAUCAUUCCAGCCCAUUUUUUUAACAACAGCAUUCAAGGAUUAGGUUCUAAAAUACAUAGUGACGUUAUUAAAAAAAUUGAAAACGAAGAAAUAAUUGGAUGUUUUGCUUUAACCGAGGUUUCACAUGGUACUAAUGUGAAAAAAAUGAGAACAACAGCUACAUUCGAUAAAGAAACUCAAGAAUUUAUUUUAAAUACUCCAGAUUUUGAAGCUGCAAAAUGUUGGGCUGGAAGUUUGGGAUCCUCUGCUACGCAUGCCACAGUUUAUGCUCAGUUGUUCACACCUGAUGGUGUUUGUCAUGGAUUACACGGGUUUUACACUCCUCUUAGAGAUCCAAACACGAUGCUGGCAUAUCCUGGUGUUGUUCUCGGAGACAUGGGUGAAAAAUUAGGUUUAAAUGGUGUUGACAAUGGUUUUGCUAUUUUUAACAAUUAUAGGAUACCUAAAGAUAGUUUACUAGAUAAAAAUGGAAAGGUAUCCUCAAGCGGAAAAUAUAUUUCUUGUAUCAAAGAUCCUAGAAAACGAUUUGGAGCAUCAUUGGGUUCAUUAGUGGCUGGAAGAAUGGCAAUAGUUAAUAUUUGCACUGGAAAUUUGGUCAAAGCCAUUUCCAUAGCCAUAAGAUAUUCUUCAGUCAGAAAACAAUUUGGUCCUGAUGAAGAUGAGCUUCCAGUUAUUGAAUAUCAGCUUCAGCAAUGGAGGUUAUUUCCUUACUUAGCGGAUGCUUAUGCAUUUAUGGUAUUAGCAGUUGCAACUUCUCAAGCUUUCGUGGAUUUCAAUAUCCUUGUUGCUUUUAAAAACAUGGAAGAAUUGAACGUUUUCGGUGUAGAACUUCAUGCUCUUAUGUCAUCUGCAAAGCCACUUGUCAGUUGGGCAGCACAACAUGGAGUACAAGAAGCUAGAGAAGCUUGUGGAGGACACGGGUAUUUAAAAUGCUCCGGUUUUGGAUCUUUGAGAAAUGACAAUGAUGCAAAUUGCACCUACGAAGGUGAUAAUAAUGUUUUGAUGCAACAAAGUAGUAAUUGGUUGCUAAGCUUGUUUAAAAAAUUAGACACUCCUUUUGAAUCUCCAUUGGGAUCAGUGAAAUUUCUAUACAAGGAAAAAUCUUUUCCUUCACCCACAACGGUCGAUGAAAUGUGCCAAAUUCCAGUGAUAAUAUCCAUGUACGAAUGGCUUUUGCUCAGGUUAUUAAGCGAAACUCAAAGAAUAUACGAAGAAAAUCUUAAAAAUAAUCAAAACGAUUCGUUCACGGCUAAAAACAAUUGUCAAGUUUUUUAUGCUAGAACAUUAUCAUUAGCUUACAUCGAGCAUUACGUUUUGUUAAUAUGUUGGAAUAAGAUACAAGAUGCCGGACAGGAAUUUUUUAACGAAGUCAAUAUUUUUAAAAAAUUGGUGUCGUUGUUCGGUUUGCAUCAUUUACAACGUCAUUUAUCUGAUUUUUACGAGGGAGGUUUCACGAAAGGUCCACUCUUAUCCCUUUUAAUUAAAAAAGCAAUUUUAAAAUUAUGCGAGGACAUAAAACCGGAUGCAGUUAGUUUAAUUGACGCCAUUGCUCCACCGGAUUUCAUAUUGAAUUCGGCCAUCGGUAAAUCUGACGGCGAGAUUUAUAAAAAUCUUCAAGCGGCUUUUUUGCAAAAUCCGGGAGUGACUCAAAGACCCGAAUGGUGGAGAGAAAUGACAAAAAAAUUCAGAUCAAGGCUUUAA
Messenger RNA from Pediculus humanus corporis (human body louse), 2061 nucleotides. RefSeq names its product Acyl-coenzyme A oxidase 3, peroxisomal, putative. Gene Ontology annotation, molecular function: fatty acid binding; pristanoyl-CoA oxidase activity; FAD binding. The transcript has 11 exons. Gene Ontology annotation, cellular component: peroxisome. Gene Ontology annotation, biological process: lipid homeostasis; fatty acid beta-oxidation using acyl-CoA oxidase. The record is from RefSeq and is a predicted model, not a curated record. Lineage: Eukaryota; Metazoa; Arthropoda; Insecta; Psocodea; Pediculidae. The coding region runs from base 1 to 2061 and encodes 686 amino acids.